GUGCGACUGACACAGUCUGCAUGACAGCAUUUAAGAGAAAGUAUGUCUCACAUGUGAAAGCUAUCAAUCUGGGCCAUUGCAGGGAUGUUUAACGGGCAUAUGUUUUUUUUCUUAACCAAUAUUUACUCCAUCUGUGUACAUGCCACUGGAACACCCAUCAAUUUCACUGCAGGAGAAAUGAUACUUCAAAGUCAUCAGCAAAAGUCCCUCGUGCCGCCAAAACAGCUCUGACCCGUCGAGGCAUGGACAUUGGCAUUUCAGCAAUGUGUGCUACAGUAGCUCUUCUGUGGGAUCAGACCAGACAGGCUAGCCUUCGCUCCCCAUGCGCAUCAGUGAGUCUUGGGCGCCCCUGACCCUGUCGCCGGUUCACCGGUUGUCCUUCCUUGGACCACUUUUGUUUCACUAUGAAUAUCAGCUGUUCAACUAAGGACGUGAACAAUUUGAUGAGGACAUUGGACUUGGUGAUCUAUGUGCCAAUCUUGGUGUUUGGCCUGCCACUAAACCUCAUGGCAUUGAUGGUGUUCUGUCAUCUGCUCAAAAAAUGGACAGAGUCCUCCAUUUACAUGACCAACCUGGCUUUGAUGGACCUGCUUUUGCUUUUGCCGCUACCCUUCAAAAUUCAUGCAGCAUUCCACAAGUGGGCACCCAACAAAAAGCUUUUCUGCUCUUUCUUAGAGAGUCUUUAUUUUGUGGGUAUGUAUGGUAGCAUCUUUACAAUUGCCUGCAUUGCUUUAGACCGAUUCAUUGCCAUAAAACACCCAUUCCGGGCAAAGCUGGUGCGUUCCAGAAAAACAGCCCUGAUUGUUUGUAUUUUUAUAUGGGUGUUUGUUAUGGGAGCAACCUCACCUGUCUACAGCUUUCGAGAGGAUAAAGAGGAUUAUUUCAAUUGUUUCCAUGAAUUCUCUGACGAAGGUUGGACUACUGCACUUAUUGUGUGCUUGGAGUUCUUGGGCUUCCUGCUGCCUGCUUCUGUACUAGUUGUGUGUUCCACUCAGAGCAUCCGUACUCUCAAGGCCUCAAAGAGCAGCAGUCCUAAGAGGCAGGCUGGGGUGAGAAUCAUCUAUAGCAGUCUAGCAGCCUUUCUAAUACCCUUCACCCCAUGUCACCUAGCCAUACUCCUGCAGUACCUGGUCCGUAAUCGCUUUAUUUCAGACUGCAAACAACAAGAGAACAUUGCGCUGUUUAUACAGUUAUCCAUGAACCUUGCAAACGUUACCACCUGCUUGGAUGCACUUUGCUACUACUUCAUCGCAAAGGAAGUCCGAUCCACCAAGAACACAGUGAGAAUGAGCAUCAAUAGAGCAAGGACCACCAGCACCUCAGACAUCUGAGAUGUAAAA
Myxocyprinus asiaticus (Chinese sucker) is the source of this 1340-nucleotide messenger RNA. RefSeq names its product G-protein coupled receptor 55-like. Gene Ontology annotation, cellular component: membrane. Bases 405 to 1331 code for a protein of 308 amino acids. The record is from RefSeq and is a predicted model, not a curated record. NCBI's taxonomy places the organism in Eukaryota, Metazoa, Chordata, Actinopteri, Cypriniformes, Catostomidae. The transcript has 4 exons. Gene Ontology annotation, biological process: phospholipase C-activating G protein-coupled receptor signaling pathway; positive regulation of Rho protein signal transduction. Gene Ontology annotation, molecular function: G protein-coupled receptor activity.